Symbiodinium sp. CCMP2592 is the source of this 1350-nucleotide messenger RNA. The record is from the annotation of a GenBank genome assembly. Lineage: Eukaryota; Dinophyceae; Suessiales; Symbiodiniaceae.
AUGCCUCCUCAAAAACGAGCCCGUGCGCCGGCUGGCCGCUCGCGCGAAGACACCGUCGUCAAGCUCCUUGGGGCGCACGACGCGGCGCUUGAGAAGGUGCGGGCGGCCCUUACGAUCUUCCUCUUCGUCCCGAAGAUCAUACACGAGUGCGUCGAGCAACCGGCCAAGGAGUGGAAGGAGAAGGGCAAGCAGGGCGAAGCUCACCCUGACGGUUGCAGCUGUACCACUGCCAGGCCUAAGGCGCUCCUCACGGCGCUGAAUGCUAUGCAAGGUGCGUCGCCGCUGCUCACUGCUACGGAUGAGGCAAAGAAGACCUUCACAUCUUUGGUUGACGUCAUCAACCGGAAGCGCGCGGAGCUCAUCGUGGCUGACAUCACGUUGAAGGUGGCGGGGUCCCGCACCCCGGAGCAGUCACCUUAUGAGAUGACAUUGAUUGCUUCUGCCGAAGGGAAUGCUCUACGUAGUGCGUUGUUUGCAGUGAGCCAACCGGGAGCUGUACCGGUGAACACUCGUGAAAUGACCGAGAAAGUCUGGGAAGUUCGGUCGUACCGGCCAGUGCGCAAGGGAAGCUCUGAUGAAGGAGCUCACAGCCUCUUCCUGAGGAGACAAGUCACGGGCUGGGCGCACAGAGCGCGGUUGAACUGCGACUUGCGCAAGAUCGCCGUCAACCUGGUGCCUUUCCCGCGCUUGCACUUCUUCAUGACGGGCUUCGCGCCGCUGACCUCCCGCGGGUCGCAGCAGUACCGAGCCCUGACCGUGCCCGAACUGACCCAGCAAAUGUUCGAUGCCAAGAACAUGAUGUGCGCUGCGGACCCGCGGCACGGCCGGUACCUCACCGCGGCAGCCCUCUUCCGUGGCCGCAUGUCCACGAAGGAGGUGGAUGAGCAAAUGCUCAAUGUUCAGAACAAGAACUCUUCCUACUUCGUGGAGUGGAUCCCCAACAACAUCAAGGCGUCCGUGUGCGAUAUCCCUCCGAAAGGUCUGAAGAUGGCAGUCGCCUUUGCGGGAAACUCGACCGCCAUCCAGGAGAUGUUCAAGAGGGUGGCCGAGUACUUCACGGCCAUGUUCCGACGCAAGGCCUUCUUGCACUGGUACACUGGUGAAGGCUCGCUCGAACAAGGGAACGUGAAGGUCAAGCUUGCCUUCUAUCAGAUGCUUGACAGCUUGCUUGUGAUGAUGAUACUAAGUCAUGCGAGCGGAAGCAAGAAAAAAACUGGUAUGGAUGAGAUGGAGUUCACGGAGGCGGAGUCCAACAUGAACGACCUGGUGUCGGAGUAUCAGCAGUACCAGGACGCCACCGCCGAGGAGGAAGGUGAGUUUGACGAGGAGGAGGGCGAGUACGAUGGAUAG